Cantharellus anzutake is the source of this 2020-nucleotide messenger RNA. RefSeq names its product MFS general substrate transporter. Gene Ontology annotation, biological process: transmembrane transport; basic amino acid transport. Gene Ontology annotation, molecular function: basic amino acid transmembrane transporter activity. Gene Ontology annotation, cellular component: fungal-type vacuole membrane. The record is from RefSeq and is a predicted model, not a curated record. The coding region runs from base 1 to 1683 and encodes 560 amino acids. The transcript has 17 exons. NCBI's taxonomy places the organism in Eukaryota, Fungi, Basidiomycota, Agaricomycetes, Cantharellales, Hydnaceae.
AUGACAAGCCCCCAACUCGUUUUCUCAGAGAACACUCCCGUCCUCUCUGGACAGAAUAAUGCAUUACCAGGAGAACAAUAUUACCGUACGGGAUUCGAACCGGUGCGAAAUGACGACCCCGAGCAGUUAAAGUCCGAGAUUGGGCCGUUGGAAAUAAGUAGGAGAACUCGGUGGACCGUAUUAGCUGGAGCAUGGCUGGCAAAUUUCCUUGUGGUGAUGACCCUCGUCGCAACCCUAGUAAGCUCCAUCUCGAGCGACUUCAAAUCUUCCCAUCAAGGAGGGUGGCUCGGUACAAGCUACCUUUUGGCAACCUGUUCCUUCAAUCCGCUCUAUGGGAGAUUAUGUGACGCGAUGGGACGAAGAGGUGCUAAUCAAACCGCUCUCGUCCUCCACGCCCUUGGCAUAUUGGGAUGUGGUCUCUCGAGGAAUAUGAACACGUUGAUUGCGGCUCGUUUCCUGGCUGGGAUUGGUGGAGGAGGUCUGGCUACCACUAGUCAGAUCAUUGUUUCGGACAUGUAUAGCGUUAGGGAGCGUGGUCUCGCCACUGGAGUAGCUUCAGUUUUCAAUGGGUUGGGUACAGGUAUGGGCGGUCCCCUGGGAGGUUGGAUAAACGAUUGGCUGGGCUGGAGAUGGGCGUUCCUCAUCCAACUUCCUUUUUUCACGAUAUCUUCUUUACUCACUUGCUCCUCCCUCACCUACGUCGUACCUGGAAAGAGAACGGAUCGUACAUGGGAGGCUCUGAAAGGCGUAGAUUAUGCUGGAUGUUUGUGUCUCUUAGGCGGGAUGGGAUCAUUUUUAGUUUUCCUUUCUCUACAUUUCAAUGGCGAUACACCCUUGUCUGAUCCAUUGGUCCUUGCGUCAAUCGGAUUCGCCAUCGCUUUCGCCAUCCUAUUCCUCCUCGUCGAGUUUCGCAUAGCAAAAGCGCCCGUUCUCCCUUCAUGGUUGCUCAAAAGGCGUAUUCCAUUACUCGUCGGCAUCUCCAACAUCCUCGUUCCACAGUGCAACUUUGCUGUGAUGUACUUUUAUCCGUUAUGGUUCCAGAGUGUACAGUUAUCCUCGAGUUCGGAGGCUGGCGCUCAUCUGUUUCCGAAUGCCAUGGCUGCAUCUCUUGGAUCACUCUUUGCAGGGUGGACGAUCAGGAAGACUGGGAAGUACAAAAUGUUGAUUACCAUCUUUGGAAUUUGUCCUACCAUUGCUGCCUUCCUCAUCGCCAAUCUUCAAAUGGAUUCUAGUCCCUGGGCUCAAUGGUUCAAUAUCAUACCUCUCGGGUUUGGAAAUGCAGUGGUGCUGCAAACGACUUCAGUCGCUCUCCUAGCUUCUGUUGCAGUUCAGCGCAUAGCCGUCACGACUGGCUAUGCUUCGUUGUUUCGGGGUAUUGGACAAGCAUCUUCCGUCGCAAUAUCCUCUGCUAUCUUUCAAACCAAACUUCUUUCCGAGCUCCGAUCGCGAAUACAUGGACCCGAUGCCGAAAAUAUCGUCGAGAGGAUCCGUCAUUCUGCUAGGCUCGUCGCCUCGCUUCCUCCGAAUUUGCAGCAGUCCGCUCGAGAGGCGUAUGCGAUCAGUUUGAAAGCAGUUUUCUUUUAUGCUGCUCUUUGCACGUUCACCGCUUUCGUGGUUCGGCUUAUGAUACCGGAGAUUUCACUAGAUCGCAAACCCAAAACAAUGGGCUCAAACGUCAGAUAGCUAGAUAGGAUAUGAUCCUGGAACUUGCAUUAGAGUAACUCCACCUGUUCGUCGGAAAUUCAACGGGAACUUAUGUUUAAUGGUUUCGAUCUACCUUGAUGCGACUACUGUCGAUGGCCCUUAUUGCAGUUUUAUCGGACAGUUUUUAUUGCGUCGCUGCGCUAGAUAAAAGCACGGCUAUCUUUGCCUUUCAUUCCCUCAGUUCUCGUUUAUGAGUCUUGAAGUGUCCCUUUAUUUUUACGAUUAGGUAUCUUUACUCACUAUGAUCUCAUUGUGUAAUACGCGUUCGUAUAGUUAUUAUAACGCCCGUUUAUAUAGAUGAUAAAUACAAGGUGAC